This is a messenger RNA of Fonsecaea erecta, 3123 nucleotides long. RefSeq lists its product as hypothetical. Bases 1 to 3123 code for a protein of 1040 amino acids. Gene Ontology annotation, cellular component: nucleus. Gene Ontology annotation, biological process: regulation of DNA-templated transcription; DNA-templated transcription. The transcript has 7 exons. The record is from RefSeq and is a predicted model, not a curated record. Gene Ontology annotation, molecular function: DNA binding; zinc ion binding; DNA-binding transcription factor activity, RNA polymerase II-specific. Lineage: Eukaryota; Fungi; Ascomycota; Eurotiomycetes; Chaetothyriales; Herpotrichiellaceae.
AUGUACGGCACUCGAUCUGAUGCGCUUUUCAGCUCAGUUCGAGAGGUUAGCCUGGUGAACACCUUGAAGUCACCCUUCGUUCUGCAGUGGAUGGUGGUCAACGCACAGGGUGUGCUGAUAUCCUUGAAGGGAGACCAUGAGCCCCCGUCCUUUUUCCGCCGAAAAGCGCUCGCAUACCUGACCUUGAAGGCACGGCUGGAGGCGAGCCCUGGAGAUCAGCUACCUGAUGACUUUAUAAACGGCAUUAUUAUGGCCACCGUGGCCGAGUCACGGAUAUCGCCCCCUGGAGUCUCAAACGUUCAUUUCAAGGCAUAUGAAGCCGUUGUUACUGCUAGAGGAGGUCUCAAGGCUAUCCUUCUCGCUUCCACGGCUCCAAUUCCGUACACGUGUCAUUUCAUGCCUUACGUCGUUAGUGAAGCGUCACCCAGCGAACUGGUUUUUCGGAAAGCUCAAUUUGAGCAGGCGAUUGAGGUCCUCCAAUUUCUGGCUCGGGGGGAAAACGAUGUCGACCCCUCAAAGUUGAUCUUCAGCACUACGACAGUUCAAGGUCUGAGCUGGUCUCGGCUCGGAUCUCGUUCAUUAUUGAAAUUGACGCAGGACGAUGACUUGUAUCCCCCCUUAUUGUCAAGGGUGCUCGAGCCCUACCUGCAGCCAGAAAUGUGGGAUUAUCCCAGGUACAUCAAAAUAUCCUCGCAUUUUCAGGCGCUGUUCAUCAUGGUUUCUACGCUAUGGAAGCUACGGAAGACUUCUCUGCUGCAACAACUUUUCCUGGACCGUGUGCACCGCCUUUUCACCAUGAGCAGUGCGCAAGAUGCCUCUGGGAAAAACCUACUCACUCUCGAGGGGUUUUCGUGGGUCGUGAUCAAAGCGGGAUUCGAGGUAUACGAAGCCUUUGGGGACAAAGAUGUCACGCGCGGCAACCAGGUGGACUUGAUGAUAGACACUAUCUGCGGAUUGAAGCUUUUCAUGAACCCGAUGCAGGCUUCUUCUGCCCCUCCCGACCGACAACAGCAGCAGAUCUUUUCCGAACAGACAGUUCGGCCACCGCCUUUCUCGCGAAGACGGUCGUCUCAGAUCGGAGGCGGUGGCGGAAACAGGCCCAUGACCAUCGCCUGCGCGGCUUGUCGAAGGAAGAAGAUCAAAUGCGACUCCCGGAGACCGUCCUGCUCGCAGUGCCUCGAGGACGGCCAGGCGUCGUGCAUGUAUGUGGAGUGGAAGAAGACAGGAUUACCGCGCGGCUACGUCCGAAACUUGGAAGCUCAGAUCCAAGCCCUCAAGGCAGAGAAUCAUGAGCUCCGCAGCCACCAAGGCAGGACGCAUAGUGGUAGCCAUACUAUCCACGCUCAGGCGACAACUCAAUAUGAGUUUCCAUCCGACGACAUCUUGCCCUCCGGGCUCGUGGAUCAGACGUCGCCUUACGCGCCCUCGGACCAUGAUAUCUUGAUGCAGGAUCCAUUCGAUGUCGCGAGACUCGCCAUAUCAGAAUUACUCACCGCAGAGGAUCGAAACAAUCUCUGUACGCUCUACUUCACCCGCUGCCACCCCUUCGUGCCCAUUUUACAUCGACCCAGCUUCAGCGUGGAGAAAGAUGCACACGUGUCUCUGUCUGUUUUCGCCCUUGCCGCCCGCCACCAUCCCUCACUCACAUCCAAGUCCGACAUCUUCUACAGCCUUGCCAAGCAGUCGGCCCAAGCAACCUUUAUUAACCCAGACAUGAGCACCCUGGCUGCCUUGAUCUUACAAGCCAUUUACGAGAUAGGAAUGCCCAACUCGUCGGUGCACGCGCUGACGACGGUGGGCUCUGCUCUUUCGCUCGCGAGCGCUUUCAGGUUGCUGAGGAUGGAGGAGCGUGAGGACGGGGAGAGCAAGCCCAAUCGGUGGAUGGACCCACCAGUGGACUGGGUCGAGGAGGAAGGCCGACGGAGGGCGCUCCUGAUGGUCCUGAGUCUUAGCCGCUGGAUGGCCACUAUCCAAGAGCGCGAGAUGGGCUUUCCGGUCAAGCGGGAGAUCACCGUCAUGUUGCCCAUCAGUGACGAGGCGUGGUUCGCCGACCCAGCUUCCCAGCCCGCCACGAGGCCGCAAACUGCACCGAUUACUGCUCUCCACCAUGCGAGCGAUGCAGGCCCGUUUGCGCGAUUCGUACAGGCGCUCGGUUUGUUCGCCAAAGUCAGCGACUUCAGCCAGACACGUCGGAUGCGAAGCAGCAGCGAGAACGCUGAGGAGUUGUCCCGGAUCGACAACAUCAUUCAAGCAUAUCUAGGCUCAUUUCCCGAUAGCUGGCGGACUCCUCACCUCGAAGGCGAAUACCUGCUUGACCCGACUACGCUGGCGCUUGCCCACAGCGCCCUCCUCCUCCUCCACCACCCCAUUGCUUGCCGAGACUCGCACGGCUACUCCAAGUCGCAAUGCCUGGCGUCGGCGGAAGAGAUCCUCGACGUCGCCUACGUGAUCCAGGACGUGCCCAAUGCCGGGAACUACCUCCUCCCGCACCCGCUGGUGUUGGCCGCACGCGUCCGACUGCUGGAGUUGGUCCACCGCAAGGGCCACUACCGAGGUCGCGACAUGGACCUGAUCGUCAAGGCACUGCUGACCUUCGGGAGGUACUGGGGCAUGCAAGAGAAACUCACCGAACAUGCGGGCAAGAUUGAAGCCAAUACGGUACCGUUCAGCGAGCCCCUGACGCACGUCAUCCCGACCACGAACCAUCCCGUGUCGAGACCGAAGACGGCACAGUUCGUGCCCAGCAGCAGCAGCAGCAGCAGCGUCGCUCCGCGAUGGCGACCUCCACCGCCGCCCGUGGGAGAAAAAACCAACGGUGGUUCUUGGAUGACCACCACCCUUGAAGGAGGAGGAGGAGAAGGAGGAGGAGGAGGAGGGGUCGUCUCUGCUCCUGCCCCGGGCGAGGACCAGCGCGGCAACGGGAUAGGAGAACCAGGAAUUAUCGACACCAGCACAAGUGCGAGCCUGGAACAUCAUAAUGACGCGAUCAUCAUUCCCUCGCCGAAUGAUAAUAAUAGUAACAACACUAUCGACGCCUCCGCCAUCUUCUCUAGCGACAUCAUCUUCGACUGGGCCAUGGGUCUCGGGUCGGAAGCGCUGGAUGGGCCGUGUCACCACCAAUGA